UGAUAAGAAUAACUCAUGACAUUUUGAAAGACAGCAGACAAUGCUGGGGUUCACUCCUGGUCCCUGCCGUUGCAGCCCUACACCCUGGAGACCUUGGGUCCUGACACCUAGAGAUGCUGAGAGGACCGGAACUGGAAGCCCGAGCCCAGUUGGCCGGGCGGAGAGGUCAGCGGCGGGCGACUGCCGGCCCCAGGUACAGCGCAAGGUUCCCGGGGGACUCAGCCUGCUUCAGCCUGGGGGUGACCAACGAACUUCUGAAUCAAAGGGGGCCUUUGGGUUUCAGCAUCCUGUAAGACUUUAUUUACCCAUUUCAAAGCGUCAAGAAUAUUUGCAGAGUUCUGGGGAAAAAGUGCUGGCCAGUUUCCCAGUGCAAGCCACCAUUCACUUCUACAACGAUGAAUCCGACCCGGAGGAUGGAGAGCAGGAGGAGGAAGCCCAGCCCUGCCACCUUCAGGGCCAGGAGGCGGAAGAUCCGGAGGAAAACGGCCCAGGAGGAACGAGCAGAGACCAGUCGACACACCCAGGACAGAGAUCCGGAGGACGCAGUGGCCCCGGCCAUAAGGGUCGGUUUCCCGAUGGUGACUCUCCCGCGGGUGCGCAGUGCGCCUCAUCCAAAUAAAUGGGGUCUCCCUCCCAUGCCCGACCUGCCUCACCUGCGCUCCUGGAGACGGCUGUGCCUGGACGCUGCGUUUCCCCUGCGUGUACGGGGGUCAGGGACUCCUUUGACCGGCCGGCACGCUUCUCAUGGCAAGACCUCAGCUUUCACUUUUCCUUCGGGUGACUCUUCUCUAGAGCACUCAUGCGUACUGUUGAGAAAGGAUUCUAGAACCAAGAGAAGGUUUGUGUGUGUCAACCUGGGUUCUUACCAGGUAGGGCCAACUUUCAAAGCAUACUCCGCAUUGUCACUCUGCCGAUCAAUUGACACAUUACUCCAAUAUAGAUCAAUAACCCACCAUGCCUCUCACUUAUCCUGAGACUCAUCAUUUAGCUAUUUCUGGUUUUGUAAAAAUGAUUUAGAUACUGUCCAAGGGUUGAUGUAGUUGCUUAGUGCCAUUCUGAAAAAAUACAUUUAUUUAUGAAAAACAAAACAAUAAUUCCUAUAAGAAUGACAGAAAUUAAAAAAUACAUAUUUUUAGGGGACAUUUCUGGAUAAAAAUGUAUAUGGUUAUUGUGUAAGGGUUGUGUGUAUGAAUAGAGAGAAAAACUUGAGCUCUGUUGGGGACUGCUUUGGGCUUGUUACUUGAAUAAUACUGUUUUCAAUCAAAGUAUCUAAUGUAAAAUUAUUUUCACUUUUUUAAUAUUUGGAUGACCAAGUGAGCAUACUCAUCAAGGUUUUUUACUUAACUAUCUUACACAUGGUUGUCUUCCUGUAUACAGUACAUUAUAUACGUUUCU
Hipposideros armiger (great roundleaf bat) is the source of this 1395-nucleotide messenger RNA. RefSeq names its product ripply transcriptional repressor 3 (gene RIPPLY3). Gene Ontology annotation, biological process: negative regulation of transcription by RNA polymerase II; embryonic pattern specification. Lineage: Eukaryota; Metazoa; Chordata; Mammalia; Chiroptera; Hipposideridae. The record is from RefSeq and is a predicted model, not a curated record. The coding region runs from base 41 to 619 and encodes 192 amino acids. The transcript has 4 exons. Gene Ontology annotation, cellular component: nucleus.